AUGAAACGAUUAGAAAGAAUUUAUUUGAUGAAUGUUAUUCUUUAUUUACCAACAAUAAAUGAGCUAAUUAAUUUUUUACAAGUUAGUAAGAAUUGUUAUGAGUCAUUUCAAAUGAUGCACGCAAAUCCAAAUUAUUCAUUAAUAACACAAACAAAAGAAUUACAAAUGUUUAAAAAUUGUAAGUCAUUACAAACAGUUAAUGGAGAGUUGAGUAAUAUUACAACAUUUGAAUGUAAUUUUAAUGCUACUGUUAGAGUACCAGAAAAAAGAAGUUAUAAAGUAGUGGAUAAUACAAUUACAUAUUUAAAUGAAUUAAUUAAAUACUCUUCAAAAAUUAUUAAAUUAAAAAUAAUAACAAAUAGAAGUGAUUUUGAAAUACAUUGGAUUACAUUUAGUCAAUUAAAUGAUUUAACUAUUGAAUUUUUUGGUGAUAGUUAUUAUUAUUUAUAUGACGAUGAUAGAAACACUACACAAACCCCUCAAACUUUAACUUUUGUUUUUCUUAACAAAUGGAAUUUUGAAGAAUUAAAACAACUUCAAAGUCUUAAAAGAAUUUGUAUUAAAUCAGCAUAUUUUAAUAAUAACGCACCUAGAUUAGAACCUCUAAUUGCUUGUGAUAAAAUAAUUCAAAUUGCAGAUAAAAGAAGAAAAAUUUAUUUUUAUGGAAAUGACCUUAAUGUAAAAUCACCUAACAAAAAUGUUAUUAUUAUGUCCAAUUCAUUAACUGAAGAUAUUCAUACUAUUUCUUCAAAAGAUGCAUGGUCUAGAAUUGAUAAACUUCAUUUUGAUUUAUUUGUUAGAGAUUGGCAAAAAUAUUUUCCAAUGAAAACAUUACUUUUUUUAUCUAAACCUCUCAGUGACCUUUCUUCAGUUAAUUCUCUUGUUGAAAUAGAAAUUGGUGGUUCAAUGCAUCCUUUUAAAUUUAUUCUUCCUAAAAACAUUAAAAAAAUAACAAUAAUAGGAGAUUUAAAUAUUAUUGAUGUUUCUUUGUGUAGUAGUCUUGAACUUAAAAUACAAUCACCUGACAUUACUAUACUGCCUUCUAAAAAAAAAAUUGUUUCUAUUAUUAUUGAUUGUCCUGAUCUUAUUCAAAAAGACUUAACUAAUCUACGUCAAUUCGAAUCAUUGGAAACUCUUGUUUUAAAUAAUUAUUCUAAUUCUAUUAUUCUUCCUGAUCUCCCAGGUGUCAAUAUCACUAUACAUAAUAAAUUAAAAAAACAACCUUUAAUUAAACUUAGUGAAGAACCAAAGAAAAAAAUUUCUCAUUGCCUUAUUAAUUGA
This is a messenger RNA of Entamoeba dispar SAW760, 1281 nucleotides long. RefSeq lists its product as uncharacterized. The record is from RefSeq and is a predicted model, not a curated record. The coding region runs from base 1 to 1281 and encodes 426 amino acids. The transcript has a single exon. Lineage: Eukaryota; Evosea; Mastigamoebida; Endamoebidae.